AUGUUAUUAUACGUGCUAUUUCUUUCAAUAUUAUCAUCUCAACAUGUCCAAGCUCAGUUCGGUGAUUUCAAACAAGACUUCGAUUAUGUAAACGUUCGUGAAGGCGCCCACAUGUUUUAUUGGUUGUUCUACACGACAGCUGAGGUUGGGAAUUAUACGGAGAGGCCUUUGAUCGUUUGGCUCCAAGGUGGACCUGGAGGCUCUUCAACGGGUGUUGGUAAUUUUGAGAUACUGGGUCCACUUGAUCUAUCUCUCCAAGAAAGAAACUAUACAUGGGUUAACAACUUUAACGUUCUCUUCGUAGACAACCCAGUUGGCACGGGAUACAGUUAUGUGGAUAACUUGGAAUUUCUGACAAAAACAAACGAUGAGAUAGCGAUAGACUUCGUUCAACUCAUGCGAGGGUUUUACGAGAAGAAUUCCGAAUUCGAAACAGUACCAUUGUACAUAUACGGACAGUCGUAUGGAGGGAAAAUGGCGAUAGACAUGGCUAUACGCAUGCGCGAGGCUGAAGUAGCGGGCACCAUAAAAUCUAACCUUCGAGGUGUUGCUAUGGGAAACGCCUGGAUCUCACCCGUAGACGCUACCCUGACUUGGGGUCCGUUGCUGUUGGCCGCUGGCUUGGUAGACAAAACUGGCUAUGACAACAUUCAGCGAGCCGCGAGGGAAGCAGAAAGACUCUUUAAUGCUGGGCAGUAUUAUCAAUCUACGCAACAGUGGAGGCUAACUCAAAGAGCUGUGUUUUUAGCCACCACUAGCGUGGACUUUUACAAUAUUCUCACGAAAAUGCCUGCGGGACCGAACACUCCAAGAAAUAUUGAAGAAUUCUUGAUGGAACUAAACCUAAGAGACGCGUCACACUAUACACCGGAUGAAAGACAGGAACGAGAUCUCAAUAGUUUAAUGAACAAUGAAGUAAAAGAAGCCCUUCGCAUACCCGCAAAUGUAACCUGGGGCUCACAGAGCAGUGCCGUUUUUGAGACUUUAAGCACUGAUUUUAUGAAGCCGGUUACAGAUGGGAUCGAGAAGCUGUUGAACGAUACGGAUAUAAUUUUGACAAAAUAUAACGGAAACCUCGACCUCAUUUGUGAUACUCCUGGUCAAAUAUUAUGGGUCGAUCGUCUGAAAUGGGCUGGAGCGGAAAGUUUUAAGAACGCGAGCCGUCUAGCCAUUUGGGAAAAUAAUCAACUUGAAGGAUAUUACAAGACGCAUGGCAACUUUAGAUUCUUUUGGAUCAACAAGGCUGGACACAGUGUUCCAAGAGAUAACCCGGCUGGAACGAAUGCCUUUUUGAGAGAUAUGACGUCUUUUGGAUAA
Molecule: messenger RNA, 1317 nt
Organism: Leptosia nina
Lineage: Eukaryota; Metazoa; Arthropoda; Insecta; Lepidoptera; Pieridae
Source: the annotation of a GenBank genome assembly